This is a messenger RNA of Penaeus vannamei (Pacific white shrimp), 4974 nucleotides long. RefSeq names its product zinc finger protein 665. Gene Ontology annotation, cellular component: nucleus. Gene Ontology annotation, molecular function: DNA-binding transcription factor activity, RNA polymerase II-specific. Lineage: Eukaryota; Metazoa; Arthropoda; Malacostraca; Decapoda; Penaeidae. Gene Ontology annotation, biological process: regulation of transcription by RNA polymerase II. The record is from RefSeq and is a predicted model, not a curated record.
GCUUGAAUCAGCGUUACCAACACCGUAAGCGUCCUGUGACCUCCAGACACUACGAUCGCGAGUGAGGAAGACCAAAUCCUUCUCGGUGAGGCGUCUUCGCCCAAAUCUUCACGAUUCCACUACAUUUCGGAGACGGCAAUGCCCUGGGAACUAGCUUGAGACGCGGCAUCGUUCCUAGAACAUGCCAACUCCCCACACCAAGAUACACAACUAAGAGCUGCUAUCAACACACUGAAGCCCCACCUUUAAAUCAGAAGCGAACUGCAGUUGUAAUUUGUACUGCCCGUAGACGAGACUUCCUCCCUGAAGGCUGACAGGAAGGCAGCACAAAAAUCAAGGGUGCUGUCACAGCGGAAUGGAAACAGUAGCAUUGGUUGCUCAAGACCAUCUCCAGGAUGGAACAGGUACAACUUCAGUAUUUCCAGAAAAGUAAUAAGGUGACACAGACUGGCAUGAUAGAGGUACCUCAGCCUCCCGUUUUGGACAACUGUGCACCAGUGUAUGCUAAUGUCACCUUCGAUGACAAUGCUUCUGUCACGAAGGAACAAAAUAAAUUAAAAACUCAGAUUGAAAUGUGGUUACAGUCAGGUGCUGACAAGCCCUAUGAAUGUGGCAACUGCAGCAAGAGGUUCUCUCAGAAGAGUCACCUGAACAGUCAUAUGCUAAUUCACACUAGCGACAAAAAGUACGAGUGUGAAUUGUGUGGUAAAAGGUUUACAAUGGAAAGCCACCUGAAUGGUCACAUGCUGGUUCAUACCAGUGAGAAGAAAUUUGAGUGUGAUGUAUGUGCAAAAAGAUUUGCACAGAAGAGCCACCUGAAUGGGCAUAUGCUAGUUCACAGCGAAAAGAAAUAUGGGUGUGAGAUCUGUGGUAAACGUUUCAUACUUGAAAGUCAUCUUAGUAGCCACAUGCAUGUGCACAGUGAGAAAAAAUUUGUGUGUGAGCUUUGUGGGAAGCGAUUCACACACAAAAGCCAUCUAAGCAGCCAUCUGCUGGUGCAUAGUGAGAAAAGGUUUGGAUGUGAGAUAUGUGGAAAGCGUUUUACGCAGUUAAGUCACCUCAACAGCCAUAGAUUUGUUCACAGUGAAGAGAAGAGGUUUGAGUGUGAGAUGUGUGGCAAGCGAUUCACACAGCUAAGCCACCUAAAUAGUCACAGGGUUGUGCACACAGUUGAGAAGAGGUUUGAAUGUGAAGGAUGUGGCAAACGGUUUAUGCAAAAAAGUCAUCUUAAUAGCCAUAGGUUUGUGCACAGUGAGGAGAAAAUGUAUGAGUGCAAAGAAUGUGGAAAACGAUUUGCCCAGGAGGUUCACCUCAACAGUCACAAAUUUGUUCACAGUGAGGAAAAGAAGCUGGAGAGUCAGGAAUGGGGAAGGAAAUUUACACAGGAAACUAUUAUAAAUGGUCACAGAUUUGUGCAUCACGAUAAGAAAAAGUUUGAAUGUCAAGAUUGUGGCAAACGAUUCUUCUUGAAGAGUCACUUGAACAGCCACAGGUUUGUUCACACUGAAGAGAGAAGAUAUGAAUGUGGUGUGUGUGGUAAACGUUUUGCACAAAGGAGCCAUCUCAGUAGCCAUGAGUUUGUGCACAGUGAAGAGAAAUUGUUUGAGUGUGAAGAGUGUGGAAAGCGCUUUGCCCAACAAAUUCACCUCAGUAGCCACAUGUUUGUACACAGUGAAGAAAAGAGGUUUGCAUGUCAGGAAUGUGGCAAGCGCUUUUCACAAGAGAGCCACCUUAAUAGUCAUAGGUUUAUGCACACAGAGAAGAAAGGCUUUGACUUUGAAGAAUGUGGGAAAUUGUUUUCACAAAAGGGUCAUCUUAACAGCCUUAUCCUUGUCCCCAAUGAUGAUAAAGUGUUAGGAUAUGAAGAAAAUGGUAAGAUCUUCACUCAACAGGCCUAUCAGCCCCCAUACUCUUAUGGGCAGCUGACAGCUGGACAGUUGUCAGAAAAGGUGAGGACCCUGUGGCCACUAUAGCCUGGGGUAAAAGUCUUCCAAGUGCAAGACAAAAUAAUUAUUGCUGACAGUAACAGUAAAUUGGCAGCUGUAACACUUCCUGAGGUGGUACAGAAUCAGAGCACUACGUAAUUGCUUUGUUCCUACCAUGAAGCCUUUCCACCAACCAUGGUGCAUUUCAGGCAGUUACCCUUUUCAUGGGAAGCAAGAGAAGAGAUAUAUUUAUUAAUCUUAAUGAUUAAGAAACUAUGUGACUUUUUUAUUUUGACUUUUAAAAUCUUCAUGUCAUAUAAGUUGACAUAUAUUAUGCAAAGAUUGGCCAGCUGUAUGAGAAUUAGUUACAGUAGAAGUGGCCACAAAAUUGAGUUUGAAACCUGUUUUUAUAUGGUAUUGGGCAAGAAAAGUUAUUUGCUUAUUUUUUUCUUUUCAUGCAGUGAUCCAUGCAUAGGAUUUACUUGUAAUCAGUUUCUUUGCUUUUUGAAGCUAAGAAAUUUAACAAGAAACUAAAGGAAUUGGUGUGAAAAGCUAUUUAUUUUCUAGAUGCAAUAUUCAUUGUAAUUUGUAUUAUGAUUUGUGCAUUUAUGAUACACUGUAUUGAUCUCUUGCUUAUAAUGCUGAAAUACAAUAUUUGAUGAGCAGCCUGUAUGAGAGCAUGUCAGAUAUAAAGCAUUAGAGGGCUGUUAUUUACAUAUAAAUGAAGCUAUGCAGAAUGUGUUGCUUUUAUAAAGAAGGGCACAAAGGAAGACAAAAAUGUAUUGGGUUCCAGAUACUUUUUUAUUUAUCUAUUUUGUAUCAUGUUUUAUUUAUUUAUGCACUUCCAUAAUGUUUACAUAAGCAUAUACUGUAACUUGAUAGAUAAGAUAAAGUAAAAAAAAAAAAAAAAAAAAGAAUUUGAGAACUUGCAUGUUCUCUUAUUUUAUGAUAUUUCUAAAAUGAUGCUAAUGUUAGUCAAAGUAAGUGUAGUGAUUAUACGAUACACAUUGUAUAUGAGCACAGUAAUCUUUAAAAAAAAAAUGUGAAAGAAUAAGAGGUCAAGGUGAAUUACUUGCUUUCAUUUCAUUGUCUUCUUUAUCAGCGUUUUGCAUCUUAUGCAGACAAACUUGGUAAAAAGAUGGCAAGAGAAAGAGAGUACUUUGAAAUGAAUGAAAAUGUGGCAGAAUGUAGAAUGAAAAUAUAAGUUCCUUUGAAAAUUAGGUAGAAGUAAAGUUUGUUUCUUCAGUAUCUGACACCCUAUCAGGUACAGCAGACUGAACGUACAGACCCAGUGAUGUUUGUGUAUAUUUAUGUAUAUAUAUAUAUAAUUGACCAAGCGCCAGAUUGAUUUUUGUAUUGCCACAGUCCUCAUAUUUCGACAGGGGAGAACUGUAAUGUGGUAGUGGUUUUGUAUUGCAAAAUUAAUUAGAUAUGGAUUAUGCUCAAACAUAGAAGCAGAGAGCACAGAAUUAACAAGACAAGUAUUUGAUUGGCAGCUUGAUAGAAAUAUCUUAUUUUUAAGUUAUAUUUAGCAUGAUUUAUAAGCAAAGGUGUAGUAUGCAGUUCUUGUAAACAUUAAACAUUGUAUGUUUCACUUCACCAAGAACGUAUUUAUAGUGUGAAAAUUGUUAUGUUAUUUAAUAAUCACAGUGAAUAUUAUAUAUGGCAGUAACUUGGUCUUCUGCAAGUCAGUCUUUGUAUGGUAUAAUUUUUAUUUUGUUUUAUUUUUAAGAUAAAAUUUAUGCAUUAAAAUAUUAUUAUUAUAACUAUAUAGAAUAUACAGAAAAAUAUAUUAAAUUGUACCGGUGUUUGUUGUGAACAAAUUACCAAAUUUAUUUGAUGAAGAAGUCAUAAAGUAUUUACCAAAUUUAUUUGAUGAAGAAGUCAUAAAGUAUUUACCAAAUUUAUUUGAUGAAGAAGUCAUAAAGUAUUUUUUAUUAUUUACUAUAUCAGCAUUUAUUGUUUCUAGUUGAUUAGAAAGUGUUUAUUAACCUGGCCUUGUAUUUAGAAACAUGUUAAAAUGGUCUGAUGCACAGAUGCAACUGAAGAAAGACUGGAUUUGUUCAUGACUUGAAUUUGCAAAAUUUCUUUCACUUAUUUUCAGUGCAUGUGCAAAUUUAGAAUUUUAUCAGUGCAAAAGAUAUAUUUUGUUUUUCUUCUUUAUUAAUAGAUUAUAUUAUAAAUGUUGUUAUUAUUUUCUUAGAUUUAUUUUAUAAUUAUUGAAAAAUGUGUGCAGAAAAUGUACUAGAGUCUGUCAUGCAGUUUCAUUUUGUAAAAGAUAUCUUUGUUAUGUUUAAUACGGAACUUUAGCCUCAUCAUCGUGGGGGGUAAAUUUUACUCUAUAUUGGUAACAAGUCCCAGCUUUGAGGGAUGGUGGGGUCGUGCUGCUUGUUCUUUGCAGAUGGAAGAAUAUUGUUGGUUGUAUUGAUGAGAUGGCAAUACCUGCAUUGAAUUUUAAUAGAGUAAUGAUUAUCAAAAUUUUCACACUAUACUUCAUAUUAACCUAAUAAGACCUCACAUAUGCCUACUGGGAUAUUAGGUGUAUAUUUCGCUUACAAAAAGUAGUUAGGGAUGAAGCCAGGCUUUAGUUAUGCCGGGACUGUGUACAUAGGUAGAGAAUAGGCUAUAACCAGGUAACUGAGACUUAAGUAAUGUGACACCAACUUUUUUUUCCACAUGUAGGUAACAAUUGACCCAUGUAUAAUUAUCUCUUUUUGUUAAAUAAACUCUUUAUAUUAAUGACAUCAAGAAGCAUUGUUAUUUCAGUAUUAACCUUGACAAACAAAACUACUGUAUUCACAUUGCUUAGUUGCAGGAAAUUGACUGAAGUUUUUAUCUAUGUUGUCUGCUGUAUGACAUUUUGGAUAUAUUUAUUUUAGCUGAUUGCAUAAAUGUUUCUUUUAGUAUUGUAAACUGUACUUUUCCAUAUUUACAUAGAUACAUUCUGAUGACAACUUUUUGGUGUUCCUGUGCAAGUUAAGAAAGAUAGAACGGUGGAUGAUUAAAUUAUAUGAUAUAAGCUGAAUCAAUAAAUUAAUUUGGAAUAUGA